This is a messenger RNA of Tarenaya hassleriana, 1539 nucleotides long. RefSeq lists its product as uncharacterized. Bases 150 to 1316 code for a protein of 388 amino acids. The transcript has 2 exons. Lineage: Eukaryota; Viridiplantae; Streptophyta; Magnoliopsida; Brassicales; Cleomaceae. The record is from RefSeq and is a predicted model, not a curated record.
UGCCAAUUCUAAUAUGGUAUCAGAGCGAAGAUCUUCUGCUGUUUUUCAUCUUUUGGAGACAUUCUGAUUGAUUCUUCUUCGAUUGGAUUUGAGUUUCUUUUUCUUUUGACUGAUAAUUUUCUGGGAAAAUUCUUCAAUUUCCUGGGAAAAUGUCUGAUAAUUCUUCGAUAACUCUAUCUGAUUCACACAAUAAUCCAUUUUACCUUGGGUCAAAUGAUCAGACGAAUCUCGUUCUGGUGUCGAAGAUUCUUACUGACCAUUCUGAUUUCAGUUCAUGGCAUCGUUCGAUGUCUAUGGCUUUGGAAGGUCGAAACAAGCUUGGUUUUGUGGAUGGAACAAUUGUCAAGCCUGCCGAUUCUGAUCCAAAUGCUGUAUUAUGGUCUCGGAACAACACGAUGGUGAGUUCCUGGAUUCUUCAUUCAGUAUCUGCCGAUAUUGCUUCUAGAUUGUUAUAUGUCAAGACAGCUAAAGGAAUGUGGGAUAAGAUUCUGAAAUGUUUUGAGCAGACGAGUGCUCCUCGACGUUUUAGUAUUAAACGUCGUAUGAAUGCUCUUAGACAAGGUUCUUUGAGUGUAGCUACAUUUUACAAUAGACUUGUUGCUCUUUGGGAAGAGAAGAAGGCGAUACAGUCAUCGCCUUACUGCAAGUGUGGCAAAUGCACAUGUGGUGUUGAUCAGAGGUGGAAUGAAUAUAAUGAGGAGGAUUUGGUUAUGGAUUUCCUGUUCGGUUUGAAUGACUCUUUUGAGAGCGUCAGAGAACAGAUUUUAUUGAUAGAGCCAUUGCCAGACCUAGAGAAAACUUAUCAUCUAGUUUCUCAACAAGAACAUCAGCGCUCUAUUCGCCUGUCAUCUCUGUCAGACAAUCCUAUACUCCACACCUCAGACUCUGCCACAAACAUUUCAGACUCUGUUGCAGCUGUUUCAGGAUAUCAUCAGAAGCAGAAGCAGAAACCUCUGUGUACUCAUUGUGGCAUGUAUGGUCACACAGUUAACAAGUGUUACAAACUUCAUGGAUAUCCACCUGGAUACAAGUUUAACUCCAAGACAUCAGAACCGAAGCAGCAGUUUGCAACUUCUAAAGUUGUCAAUUCUGCUAAAGGACCUGUUGCGAAUGUUCAAAAUGUUACAGGUACUAAGCCCCAAUCUAAUAUACCUGGUAACUCCUUAUUAUCUGCUGAACAUUUGAAGCAGUUGUAUAUGAUGCUUGGAGAACACUUGAAUGUGACCACUGCGGCACCGAAGAUUACCAGUGCUGGAGCUCCUGAGACCACAACAUAUUCUGGAUCAUACUCGGGAUUGGAUGAUUGGGAAGGCUGAUCUUCGUCACAAUCUCUACAUUCUGGAUCCUGCUUUUCAGCCGUCUCUCACUUCCAAUUUUUCUUCCUUUUUAUCUUCUUCAUUCUGUAAUGCUUUAGCGGUUGAUACCAAUUUGUGGCAUCAACGUUUAGGGCAUCCUUCUAUAACUAAAAUCAAGAAACUUUCUUCUAUACUCAAACUUUCCAAAUGUUCAGAUGAUGUAUCUCAUUGCAGCAUUUGUCAU